This is a messenger RNA of Racocetra persica, 505 nucleotides long. The record is from the annotation of a GenBank genome assembly. NCBI's taxonomy places the organism in Eukaryota, Fungi, Glomeromycota, Glomeromycetes, Diversisporales, Gigasporaceae.
AUGAGUGAAGGUGUCAGUGAUACAAACAUUGAUGAUAAUCAGUCAAAAAAUGAUGGCGAUAGUACUAAAACAAAGAGAAAAAAAUAUGAAGAUUACUUAGAAACUCAAUUAAAAGCUUAUAUUUUAAGGCUAAAAACGGAUGAUAUUUCAACUCACGUUGGUGUCGAGCCAAAUUCAAUUGAUCAUAAACAAUGGUCGACUUUUCUUAAAACAGUAAAAACAACUUCAGAAGAAUUAAAACGUAGAGCUGAAUUGACUUAUGUAGGUGUGUUAUUUAGUCAAACGUAUAAGGUGAUGCAAAAAUCGAAAGAAAGGAUAUUUAAAGAUGAUAAGGGUAAAAAGGAAUGGAUAAAGAUAAUUCUAACAAAUUCAAUCCCGGAUGAUACAUCUAAUACUCAAAUUGGCCGAAGCAAACAGGCUUAUGAACAUAUUACUGAUUUAAUAUCGAAAUUAGAAAGUCAGGGAAUUACGAUAGAGAUUUGGUAUCCUUUAUUAUACAAGGCUG